This is a messenger RNA of Conger conger (European conger), 890 nucleotides long. RefSeq names its product ubiquitin related modifier 1 (gene urm1). The coding region runs from base 103 to 408 and encodes 101 amino acids. NCBI's taxonomy places the organism in Eukaryota, Metazoa, Chordata, Actinopteri, Anguilliformes, Congridae. Gene Ontology annotation, cellular component: nucleus; cytoplasm. The record is from RefSeq and is a predicted model, not a curated record. Gene Ontology annotation, molecular function: protein tag activity. Gene Ontology annotation, biological process: tRNA thio-modification; protein urmylation. The transcript is spliced from 5 exons.
UCGGUGAUUCUCCAGGCGUUACGCUGAUUUGUAGGGACGUGGGAACAGUCCGCACGGCUAUUUCCGGCAAUGUCAUGAUUACUUCCUCCUUCCUGAGUCAAUAUGGCGGCGCCCAUAACGUUGCAUCUGGAGUUCGGAGGAGGGGCGGAGCUGCUGUUCGAAGGCGUGAAGGAUCACCAGGUGACACUGCCCAGCCAAUCACAGCCCUGGGACAUGAAGCAGCUGCUGGUGUGGAUCCGGGCGAACAUGCUGAAGGAACGGCCGGAGCUGUUUGUGCAGGGGGACACGGUGCGGCCUGGAAUUCUGGUCUUGAUCAAUGAUGCGGACUGGGAGCUGAUGGGAGAGCUGACCUAUGAGCUCCAGGACCGAGACACGGUGGUCUUCAUCUCCACCCUGCACGGGGGAUAGAUAAACCGGGACACGGGGUGGUCUUCACCUCCGCCGUGCACGGGGGAUAGAGAAGACUGCGGCCGCUUGGGCACCCUUGCUGAUUCCCGCCCAGUCUGGCUUCUCUGGCAUCACCCCUCAGAGCUCCUGUGAGGCCACUCAAGAUCUACCCGUGGUACAGAACCCAACCCGCUAAAACGAGAGGAAAAAAAGAAACUGACGUAUUUCUGGAAACAAUGGAUGCUUUAAUUUUCAACAUUUGAAUUCACAUGAACACAGGUUACAGAAACCGGAGAAACAAGACGACCCUUGAGGUUGUUGUGGACUUUCGGACAUCCCUUAGGGGUGAAAGGUUCUUCAGGAAGGCGCCAGAGAUCCUUGAACAUUUGUAGAAUUUGGGAAACUUCAUUUUCAUCAUUAAUACAUUUGCAUUCGCCUAUUUUUGUUAUGAAUGAAUUUCCCUGUGGAGAAAUGUUUCAGUCAAUUAAAUAUAUUUGAAUGAA